This is a messenger RNA of Aspergillus campestris IBT 28561, 1824 nucleotides long. RefSeq names its product gamma-glutamyltransferase family protein. Lineage: Eukaryota; Fungi; Ascomycota; Eurotiomycetes; Eurotiales; Aspergillaceae. The transcript has 4 exons. Bases 1 to 1824 code for a protein of 607 amino acids. The record is from RefSeq and is a predicted model, not a curated record.
AUGCCUCUGAAUUCACAAGCGGUCUACGCCCGAUCGCAAGCCGAUCUGGUGCCUUUCACCAGCCGGAGAAGCACCGUCCACAGCACCAAGGGCAUCGUAACAUGCACACAGCCGCUCGCCGCUGCGGCGGGUCAACGCAUCCUGAAAGAAGGCGGAAAUGCAGCUGACGCUGCAGUAGCAGUAGCCGCUGCAUUGAACAUGACGGAGCCCGCCUCAACCGGUAUCGGGGGUGAUAUGUUCUGUCUCUACUACGAUGCUAAGACGAAGAAAGUCCACUCGCUCAACGGGUCCGGUCGAUCGGCCGGUAAGGCGACCCUGGAGCAGGUUCGCAAGGAUCUGAAUGUCGGCCCGAACGAUGUGGGCGCUAUUCCCAUGAGAAGCGUCCAUGCGGUGACCACGCCCGGUGCGGCGGCCGGUUGGGUCGAUACCGUGCAGCGCUUCGGUAGCGGGAAGGUGUCAUUGGAGCAGAUCUUGCUCCCUGCCAUUGAACUGGGCGAGGAGGGGUUCCCUGUCUCCGAACUGUCUGCCUCCUUCUGGAAUGAAGGCGAAGAACUCCUCCGCAACUCGUCUCCCAACUUCGCAGAGAUGCUCAAGGCCGACAGCAAGGCCAAAGAUGGAUGCCGCAGUCCCCGGGCCGGCGAGAUCAUGAAGAACCCCAACUUGGCGCGAACCUUCCGGGCCCUCGCCACAGAGGGAAAGAAGGGCUUCUACGAGGGACGCGUCGCCGAGGAGCUGGUGAAGGUGGUCCAGGCCCGCGGAGGCUACCUCUCCCUCGAGGACCUCAAACACCACGCCGAAACCGGCAGCCAGGACACCGAAGCCAUGAGCCUGAAAUUCACCGGCCAAGACAUCGUCCAGAAGCAAACCGCCGGCACAGACACCGAAACCAACCAAGGCGUGCAAAUCUGGGAACACCCCCCCAACGGCCAAGGCAUCGUCGCCCUCAUGGCCCUCGGCAUCCUCGAGCAGCUCGAACAAAGCGGCCAAAUCCCCAAGUUCACACCCGAGCAGCACAACUCCGCCGAAUACCUCCACGCGAUCAUCGAAAGCCUACGCAUCGCCUUCGCCGACGCCUGCUGGUACGUGACCGAUCCCGACGUCGAAAAAGUGCCCCAAGAAGGCCUCCUCGACCCAGCCUACCUCGCCGAGCGCGCCAAGCUCUUCCGCCCCGACGCCGCCGCCGCAGACAUCCCCGACCACGGCAGCCCCGCCCACCAACACUGCGACACCGUCUACUUCGCCGUCACCGACCACCUCGGCAACGGCAUCUCCUUCAUCAACAGCAACUACGAGGGCUUCGGCUCAGCCAUCAUCCCCAAGGGCUGCGGCUUCACGCUGCAGAACCGCGGCGCCAAUUUCUCCCUCAGCCCCGGGCAUCCUAACGCGCUCGCGCCCCGCAAACGCCCCUACCACACUAUCAUCCCCGCGAUGGUCACCAACGUCUCUGACGGCUCGCUGCACUCCGUCUACGGCGUCAUGGGCGGCUUCAUGCAGCCUCAGGGCCAUGUCCAGGUGUUGCUGAACAUGCUUGCCUUCGGCUACCAUCCGCAGGCGGCGCUCGACUCGCCUAGGAUCUGCAUCGCGGCUGGUACGCCUGAGAUUGGACACCCUGUUGAUCGCACCGUUUGGGUGGAGGAGGGUAUUAGUGAGGAGGCUGUUGCGGGAUUACGGAAAUUGGGCCAUAGUGUGGAGGUGUUGAGUGGGUGGGCGCGGGGCCGGUUCGGUCGGGGACAGAUCAUUCGUGUGCAUCAUGAUGAUGGGCAGUUGGUGUAUAGUGCUGGGAGUGAUCAGCGGGGUGAUGGUAUGGCUGUGCCUGUGGUUUGA